Messenger RNA from Myotis myotis, 6925 nucleotides. Its product is annotated as KIAA1328 ortholog. The record is from RefSeq and is a predicted model, not a curated record. The transcript has 8 exons. Bases 2855 to 4141 code for a protein of 428 amino acids. Lineage: Eukaryota; Metazoa; Chordata; Mammalia; Chiroptera; Vespertilionidae.
UCUUCCCUCUCUAAAACCAAUAAACAUAUCCUCAGGUAAGGAUAAAAGAAAAUGGACCAUCUGCCACAUAUAUGUUAAUAAAAGUUUUUAAAAAUGCAAUUCAAAUAUUAAAAAUUUCUUAUUGGUGCUAAAUGGUCAAUUUUGUAAAAUGUUGAUAUUUUUACAUAAAGGUUAGCCCUUCUUAUGGUCAAAAUACCUUAGGAUGAUAGUAUUGGGAGUACCAUUUUAGUAAUAAAGAUUAUAGUGCAGAUAAGUUCCCUACAAGGCCCCAUGAUGGUAAUGCCCCUAGAUUUUGUCUUUAAAAAAAACUGCUGAGAGGCAAUAAUUUUUUUUGUAUGUGUCCCAUUUUCAUUAAUGCAUGGUAAUUGAUGGAGUUGCAGUGACUUGUAGCAGUAAUGAGUUCUAAACAUAAUAAUGCACUCUUUUCUAAUAAGUGAGCACUGCUGGGGUUUAAAAGCAUACUAAAUCAGUUGCUUUAGUAUGAAUUUAUUAGUUUUUUUCAGCAUUAGCUUUAAUAGUAGUUAUUUACAUAAGCAUACAUCCCAUUAACCGCCAUCAGGGCUGGAAAACAUGCUGAACUGUUCAUAUUUUCAUAUAAUUAUUGAACAUAAUGGUUUCAUUUGCAUUUCUAAACAGUGAUGUUUCUGUCAGCCUUGGAAAUAGUGUCUUUACGCAGUCCCUAUUUCACAUCCACUUAUUUGACAUCGUUAAAUUUUAUGCUAAUGUGCUUCCCUGGAAUAUCAUCAGUAGGACAGAUGCUUGCGCUUUAAUAUACAAAUCAGGGAUGCUUUUCCAUCCCCCAAAUGGCAAAGAAAAAUUUUAAAAAUCUGCACUUUUAGAUAUAGAGUCUGUCUCCAUAUAAAUAGGUUUAUGAAAUAAAAUUCUCAGGGUUAAAUGUUAUAAUCUGGUUUUCCCUUCAAAGUACUUCAUUAUGAAUAGCUAUCUACCUGACUAGGGUUAGUUUUCUUGUAUUGAGUGAGGAGAUGAGCUUAGUAAAGAUCUGGUUGCUUAUGAAUAUUUAGAAUUCUGCUUCUGAAAUGUUGAUCUUGAGAUGCAAGUUUUUCAGGGCCUUUGAAUACAUCAGGCCACAGUGUUAGUUCUAAAAGUAUUCUCUGUAUUUUUGUUCCUUUCAUUUCUUAACCUGGAUUAUAAUACCUCACUGUAGGAGAUGUUAUGUUAAUGCUCUUGGGCAUCUAAACUCUUGUAUACACUUAGAAAAUAUUCAGUGUAAAAAAUGAGUCAGCCGGGGGGAGGGGUGUAAGAUGGGAGGCCAAGAGCAUGUCAGUGAGGUAGCAGAGCUAAUAUGGAAGGACAAGUUUUAGGGGAAACUGCUUGCCUCUUGGAUAGUAUGUGUACUAUCAGCUUUUGUGUGUCUCAUGUGUGGAUGCUUUUGUGAAUGCUAUCAAUCAGAUUGCUGGAAAUUUUUAAACAGCACAACAUAAAGAAUUGUUUUGAGAGUUGAUUCCAGUAUUUUUGGUGCCCACUACAAAGACACUAGUCCUUCUGGGGCCCCUUCUUUUCUUGUGUUCUGACAGUUCAGGGCAGCACUUUGGACCUGCCAAGCCAGAGCUGAGUCUGCAAAGUUCAAAACACAAGGUUGGCAGCCUGGCAGGAUAGGUAAAGAAGUAGCUUUAAGAGGAGUUCCUGCCCCAAAAUACUUGCUAAAAAUAUAUGAGAACUGAUAUAGCAUAAAACUGAUACAGCAUAUAAGGAUUAUUUGGAUAGAAAUGUUAUUUGGUUUAUGAGGUCAGGAAGCAACUGAAAUUUUUGCAAGGACUUCUGUUCAGGGUAUUGCCAGGGAAGAAAUAUAAGGGUUGUAAAGAAACUAUGACAGAGUUGGAGUUUCAUAGCUAUUCAUUUUUACCCCUACUUUUUCAUGAAUUUUCUAUGUGAGCUCUUGAAAUAGUAUGAGAUUAGGAUUUCUCACAGUGGUGGGAUCUUCUGAACUAUCCUACUGAAAACAUUGAUUGUGUCCUGCUGUCUAGCGAAAACGUAGCCUUCAUUGUUGCCUGAUAGCCCAUCGUAUAUAAAAAUUUCUUUUAAUGUUCUGAAAAUCUAGCCUCAUUUACAAGCAAGGCAAUAUUUUCAGCUAUCUAUAAAACUAUUUGUGAUUACAUUCUUCAUUGACAACAUUUUUUUUUUUUUUGGUGGGGUGCAGUUUGCCACCAAAAAAACCACCAUUUAUCUUUUUCCUCCCUAUACACAUUUCUUCCUUUUCUGGAAAGAGGUUUAAUGUCGAAAUGAAAACCCAUCUGCCUAUUUAGUUUUUAACGCGCCAUGAUAUUUAAUCUGACAGCUUGCCCCUGCGUGUCUCUGCUGCUCUAGAACUUGACGACCUUCAAGGCAGCAAAGGCAGUGUGUUUUAAGUGCUAAGUGACUGGUUUCCAAGCCCUGACUUCAGAGGAUAAAAGACAGCUGUUGUAGGACAGUUUCCUUGUAGGUUUCUUGUCCAUUUAAAAAUUCUAGAGAAAGUCGGGUAUUAUCCAUAAGGUGCCAGCCAUUGGGAGGAUAUUACUUGUUUGGACAUUACUAGUUUGGUUAUACUUAUUUUCUCUUUUAUGGCUGGGGAAACAGUGACCACCUCCCUUUUAGAGAUGAUGCAAGGGCUUCGAAAUAAACCUGAAGCAUUGUGAGAGCGCCACCUGUUCUGCAAAGCUGCAGGCACUCAGGCAGCCACUGUGCUGUACCUGUUUAAGGAACUUUUCAUGUAUUGGUCCCCUGAAGAGGCAGGGACUCAAGCAAGGCUCAGCUGCAGUAUAGAGAAUGCCAAGAUCUUCUAAGCCUCUAUCAAAAAUAUCUGUCAGAACAGCAAGAGAAGCUCACCGUGUCUCUCUCAGUGCUUGAUGCUGCCAGAAUGCAGGAACAACAGGUACUCAAUAGGAAGAGCACUCUCCCGUCUUCAUCUGUGGAACUGGAUGGUUCCUACUUGAGUGUAGCCAAACCACAAACCUACUAUCAAACCAAGCAAAGGCCUAAAAACCUGGACUCCGCUUCGGAACCCCUUGUGGAGUUCAGAAAUAAUUCUUUGAGACCAUCAGCCCUUCAUUAUCCCAAAGAGGAUCCUGACAUGAUGCCAUCAGAAACCAGAACACGUGAUUAUGGAUCCCCAGGGAAAAAACUAACAGAUGUAGUCCCUACAGAGAAAGUUCCUUCAGAGGCAUUGAAGAUGAAGGAAUGCCAGCACCUUCAGCCCACUCUGUCUAGACAGUGUUGUGCUGAUAGACUUCCUGAAAAUGCAGAUCAUGUUCCCAUUAGCCAUCCUACAGACAUGGCCCCUCAAUAUUCCAAGACACACCCGGAAUCAUGCCAUUAUUGUGGGCGUUCCUGGGCAUCUCUGAUGCAUGGCCAAGAGGUACUGCAGCCCAGUGAAAUUGAUUUCAAAAAGCAGCUAUCAGAAGAUAGAAGGCAGCAACUUAUGCUUCAAAAAAUGGAGCUGGAAAUUGAAAAGGAGCGCCUUCAGCAUCUGCUGGCCAAGCAGGAGACAAAGCUUCUCCUAAAGCAGCAGCAGCUUCAGCAGUCUCGCCUGGACUACAAUUGGUUAAGAACUCAAGCUGUGUUUAAUUCAAAAGAACUGAUUGCUGAUAACAAGCUUACUAAGCCUCGAGAACUCAACCUGGAUAUGAAUGGGAGUGACUCUGGACCAAGUUUGUUGAAGUCAGCAUGUGAUGGUUGGCUGCUUGGAACAUCAUCAUCCAUCAAAAAGCACCCAGAGUCCAGUAACAGUGGAGAGACUAGAAGAGAAAAGAAAACAGUUGGAUUUCAGUCACCUAUGGAAGAUGAUGCCCUGUGGACAUGUCAAAAGACAGAUACAUAUCGACCCCAAAGAGGGACAAUGACAGGAGUUAGGAAAGAUGCGUCCACAUCUCCUAUAACAAUUGAAAGCCAAAAGGACCUUUUAAGCACAUCGUCAUUCCAACACGAAUCCUCCCGGUAUGAGACAUCUCUGUUGGAUUUAGUUCAAUCUUUGAGCCCAAAGUCUGCUGCUAAACCUCAGCCCCAUCCCUGCAGAGAAGCCGGGGCCUGGAAUCACAGCACUUGCCGACUCAGUUCUCUAAAAUCAACCCGGAAGAAGAUGGGGGCAGGCAGGACCCCCGAUGACCUACAGGAGAAUCAAAUUCUAGAAGACAUCUUUUUCAUUUGACACUGAAGCAGUUGAUACAAAAUUUCCAUAAGCACUUUGUAGGUUUCUUAAUAUACCGAUCUAGGACUUUUAAGUUUUAAUUGCAAGUAAUUGUGUCUCUCCUUUCGCAGGGCCCUUUCUCACCAGCAUUCUGUUAUGUAUUGAUUAUAGAAAUCAUCCUAACAACCCCAGUGUGUUUUGACCAGACCCAUCAGUAGCUAACACAUUAGGGGGGUGGGAUGGCAGGCAGUAUCUUUUCUAUGCCAAGCAGAGAUGAGAAAAUUCAACAUGGUGGAGGCCAUUGCAUAUGCAGCCUUGCUUCAAAAGUCUUUCCUUCUCAAUAUUUGCUGGAAAAGGUUGGCUCACUUUUGUACACAAGGAAAACCUAUCUACUGAAAUAUUCCUCCAAUUUAAAAGUAGCCCCUUGUAACAUAAGCAAUUUCAGGCGGACAGACCCUUUUACCUCUUACCCUGUUCUCUCCGCACCUACAUCUAAGUGUAGUCAUUUAAUUCUGAAGCUGGAGUUGGUGCACCUGUUAUCACAAGCAACACUGAAGGCCAAGUGUGAGUCAGUCAUUGGUCAUCAGCCUGGCAGCUGUGCAUCCCAUGACCAAAAGGGCUCAGUGGGCUCGAGGGAGGGACCCACAGGACCCACCCAACCCCUGGAAACCGGCAUGAACUCACACAAGAGUGGCCGCACCAUUGGAGGCAGAAGCCUGAAAUACUUUUCCUACCAUGCACCAAUUUCCCUGGAUGAAUAAGAGUAAUCUCUCCGUAUUUUGUUGAUCCAAGUGUCCCAUGGUUGUGUCUGGAGAAGAUACCACUGGAGGGACAGUAGCCUCAGUUCCUGCAGGCUGAUAGGCUUUCUCCAGCCCUCCUCUUUCAUGAGGAUCCAAGACCCUGGCUGCCCAGGGCUAAUGUCCCAUGCCUCCAAAGAGCCACCUCUACUCACCCGGUUAUGCUCUGCCACCCCCAGCAGAGCCUCCCCAUUUCCCACUGGACUUCCCCUUGACCCAGAGAAAGACUCCUGUCCAGCAGAGCUCUGAGCUCCAUCCUUCAGCUUACUAUAGCUCAGCGGCCUCUCAGGCUGCUGGCUGGGUGAUGACCGCACAGAGCCAGUGAGUCGAACCCUUUCCAGGCACUGGAGCAAGGGGAAGAUGUGUCCCCCGGUGUGUAUUACUGCAUGACUGUUUGACAUGGACGGUGCUGCUUUUCUCUCCCUCUCACCAGCCCCAGGCUUGAACUAGGAGCAAGACUCUGUCAUUCGGAAUUGGUAGGCAGGUCAGACCCCCUCACCCCCCGGGGCAGCUGCACUGAGUGAGCCUGCAUGGCUUCCCUGAAUUCUCCAUCAAAAUAGAUGAUUUCCGCCUACAAAGCCAUGAGCAGCCUCCCUGCCUGGACAGAUCUAAAUCGCACUGUCUCUCAGGCUGAGCCCGUCACCUCCCCCACCUUCCUUCACUCCGGUCUCUUGUGCUUCGGAGCCUCCCAACACCAUAUUCUUGAUCCACAGUAAAUACAAGGUCAGGACUGAGUUGGAGACAUUCACUUGAAACGUUUAAAAAUCCUUGCCGACUACAAUGUCCUUUUCAAGUUCACCCCCAUGAAAGUCGCCGACUCAAUGUCAUCCUAUUUCAGAAAGCGUGUGGAAAAUGGGUGGCCAUUUUCUCAGUUAGGUUUGCAGACCAUAUAUUCUCGCUCCAUGUGUUAUGACCACCUAAGUGCACCCAACUCCCAGGGGUCAUCCAGACCACACUCCUCCCUUCCGGCCACCAGUGGCCUCCACCCUCCAGGGUCAGUGGAUGCCAGAAGGACCGAAAAGAGAACUGUGGCUUCUUUAAGAAGCUUGUUUGCCUUUAGAAGAGUCAUAAGUGAGAUCUAAACUGAAGGCUUUGGGGGUCACAUGCCACAGAAUGGAAUUUGUUUCUUUACCUCCCCUUAAUGAGCAACUUGGAAGAGCAAAGAUUGAUUUCCAGCAGAGUAUCAAUCAACAUUUUUCAUAUGCCACCUUCCCCACCAUGUGUAUCCAUCCUGUGGGCACUUCCUGGGUGUCAGUGAGAUGUGAAUUUGUACCUAAUCUAAUGUUUUCAUUAUGAAUUGAAUCCUGGCACAUAGGAAUCUGCCUUUUCCUUUCUGUGAAGUGACUGUUCGGGAUUUGCUUGCCCAGCCUCUAGCCAAUCCCCCAAAACAAGACUGGACACAUGCCCUAGUCAGUUUGGCUCAGUGGAUAGAGCGUCAGCCUGCAGACUGAAGGGUCCCGGGUUCAAUUCCAGUCAAGGGCACAUGCCCAGGUUGCGGGCUCAGUCUCCCAUAAGGCAUUGAUGUUUCUAUCUCUCUCUCCCUUCCUCUCUGAAAUGAAUAAAAAUAUUUAAAAAUAAAAAGGGGGGCAGACUGGACAUAUAUUGGAGGUGCUGUGGGUAGUGCUGCGACAUUACCCCCCGGUACCCACCAUUCUGCGAGAGAAAAGCCAAUGUUUGCAAAAUGGAAAAGGGCAAAGUAUGUCCAUUGGAGCUCCAGAAGUAGAGCCGAGUGCUUGAUUUAGAAAGCCCAGGCCAAUCAAGGAGAUGCUUUUGCCAACAGUCACCCUCCCAGGGGCACACUUGUGUUUCCAAGCCCAGAUGUCAUGGGGAGGGAGGGACAGGCUAAAGGAGCAGAGCUGGAUGAAUCCCACAAUCACUAGGGUGCUGGGGGCUCUGCACACUCCCUCCAGCGCACACCUUCUCCCCAGCUAGGUGUGCAUUAUUUUUAAUGUGGGCAACUGUUUAUAUACAUGUGAGAUUUUAAGUUAAUAAAUUACCUCCAUGGCCA